Panicum hallii is the source of this 464-nucleotide messenger RNA. RefSeq lists its product as uncharacterized. The transcript has a single exon. Lineage: Eukaryota; Viridiplantae; Streptophyta; Magnoliopsida; Poales; Poaceae. The record is from RefSeq and is a predicted model, not a curated record. Bases 71 to 406 code for a protein of 111 amino acids.
GCAAACGUAUCGUACCGGCAAUUCAACCUCGGAGAAGUCGUGUCCCUGCGAUCCAUCGAGACGGCAGGGUAUGGCUUCCAACGCACCGGCCGACUCGCCGGCCGACUUGAGGCGAUGCAUAUGCUCGCCCACGACGCACCCGGGCUCCUUCCGGUGCCGGCUCCACCGCGGCGGCGUUGGCAUGCCGAGGUCGGCCUCGUGCCAGCAGUUCGGCGACGCCGGCGCGCCGGGCUCCCGAUCGCUCCGCCCCAGCCACAUGCGGAGGCCCGCGUCCCAGCAGCAGUUCGCGGUGCACUCCACGACCGUUGGCGGCGGCGGCAUGUCGAAGCCAUCUUCUGAGCAGCUGUUCCGCCCUUUGGGCCUUCCAAGAUCGGCGUCGUGUCAAGAUUUCUUUCCAAAGGAGUGACCGGAAGCGGGUUCCGAGAACACUGAACCAGGCUGCUCUUUUGGCGAUGCCUAUGAUC